This is a messenger RNA of Colletotrichum siamense, 615 nucleotides long. RefSeq lists its product as uncharacterized. The coding region runs from base 1 to 615 and encodes 204 amino acids. Lineage: Eukaryota; Fungi; Ascomycota; Sordariomycetes; Glomerellales; Glomerellaceae. The record is from RefSeq and is a predicted model, not a curated record. The transcript has a single exon.
AUGCCUUCAGUAACCUCUGACCCUGCUUCAACCCAGCAGCUUUGGGCUUUUCAACCACCAAAAUUCGAGGCAGUGCAGUGUAUUCCGAAGAAGGAUCGAGAACACAUCUUCUCCCUCUCUGUCUUGGAGGCAAGCGCGGUCGCCCACGAGCCUCUCGCUAACGGCGGCAAUCACUGGACAUUCUACUUGACCGUUACACCGAAUCAUCUCGACCCUGAUGCCUGGCGUCUGAUACAACUCGACUGCACGCCCAGCGGAACCCCGGCCGGCGGUGGAGGCGAUGGCUCCAAAGCAAACAUCGUCAUCAGCCUUUUGGAAGAUCGACAAUUCAGCCGGGCCCAAUGCAUUUGCCGGCUUACUACUCGACAGCCGCUGAAGGUCAGCAACUUUGUCGACACAAUUGUUGAAUAUGGGAGGGAAAAGUAUGACUUCGACAACAAGGGACAAGGGUGCAAGAAAUGGGUUGCUGAGCAGAUGGACUUAUUCCUCAAUGUCGGAAUCAUCACUGAUCAGGACGAAGUUCAAAGCGCGAAGAGCGAGAUGAUGUUCCAGUGGGAAAAGUUCAAGCACAUAGACGAUCAUUCUAUGUGGGCUAUGGGCAGUUACUAUCAGUGA